Paramormyrops kingsleyae is the source of this 1301-nucleotide messenger RNA. NCBI's taxonomy places the organism in Eukaryota, Metazoa, Chordata, Actinopteri, Osteoglossiformes, Mormyridae. The record is from RefSeq and is a predicted model, not a curated record.
CACUGGAGUAAGUACCAAGCUAAAAUAAGUACAUAUCACCAAACUUGUGCUAUAUUUGUUUCAAUAAAUGACAGUUGCCUUUGCCUUCUUGACAUUUCCACAGGGAAUUUAGACCAUGGAUAUCAACAGCCUUACCAAUGAGAGUAUGAGAAGUGACUACAGUUCCACUCAGUACUAUUCCACCACUGGAGACCCAGACGAUUAUACACCAUGCAAGUAUGAUAGACACGGCGCUGUGUUCCUGCCUGUGUUUUAUUCCCUGCUCUUCGUAUUCGGGGUGAUCAGCAAUGGCCUCGUCAUGUGGGUCAUCCUGAUGUCUGUGAAGCUGCUGAGCAUCGUUGACAUCUGCCUCCUGAACCUGGCCGUGGCAGAUCUUCUGCUGCUCGUCACCCUUCCCUUCCUGGCUCACUAUGCAAGAGCAGACUGGGUCUUUGGGUCUGUCAUGUGCAAAGUCGUCAUGGGCAGCUACUACAUCGGCUUCAACAGCAGCAUCUUCUUCGUCAUGAUCAUGAGCAUCGACCGGUACCUGUCUGUAGUUCAUGCCGUGAAUUUCCUCCAAACCAAAACACGCAGAUAUCGACUCAUCAUGAUCAUCAUAACGUGGAUCGUAGGAUUUUUGGCUUCAUUUCCUGAAUUAACACUCAUUGAUUUUUAUCGACGACGUCACACAAGUUUGUGUGAAGUUGGUUAUAAGAGUGAGCCAACCCAAAGAGCGUUUGGCCUGUUUAAAAUGAAUGUUACCAGCCUUCUGAUUCCAUUUUUCAUCAUGGUGUUCUGCUACUUGAUGAUCCUCAGGAGAAUACUCCUCUGCAAGUCAACGAACAGGAAGACCAUACGCCUCAUGCUGCUGGUGGUUCUGGUGUUUUUCUGCUGCUGGACCCCCUACAACAUUGCAUCAUUCUUCCAAGCCCUAGAAUUGCUCGAAAUCUACACGUCAUGUAAAUCCAGCAAAGCCAUUUGGUUGAGCCUGGAGGUGACGGCGGCUCUAGCCUACUCCCACACCUGCUUGAAUCCCAUCAUUUACGUCUUUGUGGGGGAGAAGUUCAGGAGGCACCUGUUUAAACUCCUGAACAGGAUGCCAUGCAUGAAGAAUAAGUUCAUGAUUUCCACUGCCGCAUCACAGCGGUCCCAGACAAAUAGAACUGAACGGUUCACUAUAAAUAAAAAUGUCACUUCUGUUUAAAUAUCAUAUCCAUGCAACAUUUUAGACAUAUAUGUAGAAUUAUUUUCUUUUAACAUAUAUUCUGUCUCCAGUAUAAACCUGUUCCAUUUUACUUGAAUAGUAAGAAAUCAUUUUCUUU